This is a messenger RNA of Carica papaya (papaya), 637 nucleotides long. Lineage: Eukaryota; Viridiplantae; Streptophyta; Magnoliopsida; Brassicales; Caricaceae. The record is from RefSeq and is a predicted model, not a curated record.
CUUGUUUGAGAACUUCCUCAGAUAAAAGAUUCAAGUAAAAAUUAAACAAGACGAAACAGAUCCUGAGAGAACAGGGGUGUUCGUAUUGAAAGAAAUCCUGAAGAGAGAAAAGGAGAUAGAUCUGCGUUUGGCACUCGGAUGGAUCUGAAGAUGAUAGGGAGGCGAGCCGGAACAAGUCGACUCAACAGGCGAAGGAACGAUUCCAAGCUGGGCCGCCUGGUGGCCUUCUUGCAAAUGGCAGAGUUCGAGAUCGUCUUCUUCUGUGUUGUCGUCGUCGCUUUCUUCACCUUCAAGCAACUCACGGCGAGGCCGGAGUACAAUCAAAUUCUGGUGAAGAAGCCCGGUGGGCCUGAUUUUUGGCCUCACUAGAGGUAUCAGAAUACUUUAUUGUUUUUCCUUUGUUUCUUAAUUUCCGUUUGCUAUCUUUGUUUCGAUAUAUUGAAUUGUCAGAAUUUAGACAAAUAGGACGAUUGAUGUUCACGCUGAAGAUAUGUGUAAAUCCAACAACGAUUAACUGAUAUUCGUCUAAUUUGAUCGAAUAAAUCCUAGAAAUCCGUGUAGAGAACAGAUUGAUCUUCAUUAUCAUGUCUGGCUUCAACUUCAAGGUUAGGGUUGUGGUUAUAGAACUUGAGAAUCA